Molecule: messenger RNA, 3696 nt
Organism: Anarrhichthys ocellatus (wolf-eel)
Lineage: Eukaryota; Metazoa; Chordata; Actinopteri; Perciformes; Anarhichadidae
Product: calcium/calmodulin-dependent protein kinase type IV
Exons: 12
Coding region: 1079-2512 (477 amino acids)
Biological process (GO): protein phosphorylation
Molecular function (GO): protein kinase activity; ATP binding
Source: RefSeq, a predicted model, not a curated record
AGCCCGGAUGAGGAAGUAGAGGAGCCCGAUGGCGGUGACGCCGAUGAGGACGUACAGGGCCCUCUGGAUCAUCGAGCUGUCCACGUCGAGGCCGCCCAACAUCUUCCCGCCGCGUGUGGAGUUCAGCCCGCUGGAGUUCGUCGUAACCACCGGUCGGGGUCCCGCGGUUCCGGUGGUUUCGGGUCCAUUGCCGGUGGGUCCGGGUCCGUUCCCAGCAGCCUCUUCCGCGGUCACGAGCAGCCAACCGACCGGAACCAGAAGCGUCGCGAGAAGAAGUCCGAUAAAAGUCAUGUUUUUAUUUAACACGAAGAAGAGGAAGAAACAAUGGCGGCAGAGUUUUCAGUGUUACUUCUUCAGAUCCACGUCGCGUGAACUGAACUCUUGUUGAUAUAAAGUCAAAACUAGGAAGUUCACGUCGAACUACAGUUGACGUCACACAAAUUAGGUUGAGCGGACAUCUGGAAUCAAACCUCCGAGCACCACAAACACCGACGUCCCGCACCGAGCCCGCCCCGGUUUCGCCGUCUGUUUCCCGCUGAAGACUCGCCCGGGCUGUGUUGUUGUCUCGGGUCGGAUCUCCACCGGGAGGCUGCAGGAGGGACCGCGUCUACCGGUAAAAACACGGCAAUACGACUAAAUCCCGGGAGGAGGUGUGAUGGACUGACGUGAUCCGACGACCGGGUUUUAUAGGCCCCGAUGGGAGCUGCGACACAUCUGGACCGGGUCCGUGUGCGUCCCGGUUCUGGCCUCAGUCUGGACUGAAGAGUCGUGUUUGUCCCUGAAGAUUCCAGAUUGGAUGUGUUUGUAGUUUUCGUUUCUCUGAUAAAGAACCAGGUCCUGGUCCAGAGUUCCUCCUGCUGGUCUGGAUUAAACCGGGUCCUGGUCCAGAGUUCCUCCUGCUGGUCUGGAUUAAAGAAGCCCAUCAGGAUCAUGAACCACCCCCCCUCUGCUCCUCUAAUCUGGAUUUAAAUCUGAGAGCUGACCUGGUUUACUUUGCACGCCUGACCCGGUCUGAACCCCCCGGGUCCUGGUUGUGGUCCUACUCGGUCCUGGUGUUUGGGGGAGUUCCGCUGUUGCCAUGCCGACGUCCCGGCCUGGUUCGGCGCCGGUGGAGUUCUGGGUGGACGGGUCGAGGCGGGACGGGACGGUGGAGGAGGUCUACACUCUGAGCUCCGAGCUGGGCAGAGGAGCGACGUCCAUCGUAUAUCGCUGUGAGGAGAAGCAGACUCAGAAACCCUACGCUCUCAAAGUCCUCAAGAAAACGAUCGACAAGAAAAUUGUUCGCACAGAAAUUGGCGUCCUGCUGCGUCUUUCCCACCCAAACAUUAUCCAGCUGAAAGAGAUCUUUGAGACGGACACGGACAUCGCUCUGGUGCUGGAGCUGGUGACGGGAGGAGAGCUGUUUGACAGGAUCGUGGAGCGAGGUUACUACAGCGAGAGAGACGCCGCUCACGUCAUCAAACAGAUCCUGGAAGCUGUUGCGUAUCUCCAUGAGAACGGAGUUGUGCAUCGAGACCUCAAACCGGAGAAUCUUCUGUACGCCGACCUGUCUCUGGACGCUCCGCUGAAGAUCGCCGACUUUGGUCUUUCCAAAAUCAUCGAUGACCAGGUGACCAUGAAGACCGUCUGUGGUACGCCGGGGUACUGUGCUCCAGAGAUCCUGCGGGGAAACGCUUACGGCCCUGAGGUGGACAUGUGGUCGGUGGGCGUCAUCCUCUACAUCCUACUCUGUGGGUUCGAGCCCUUCUUUGACCCGAGGGGGGAUCAGUACAUGUACAGUCGAAUCCUCAACUGCGACUACGAGUUUGUGUCUCCGUGGUGGGACGAUGUCUCCCUCAAUGCCAAGGAUCUGGUCAGUAAGCUGAUCGUCCUCGACCCUCACAAGCGCCUCAGUGUCCGGGAGGCCUUGCAGCACCCCUGGGUCCUGGGCAAAGCCGCCCGCUUCUCCCACAUGGACAACGCCCAGAGGAAGCUACAGGAGUUCAACGCUCGUCGUAAACUAAAGGCUGCCAUGAAGGCCGUCGUGGCUACCAGUCGGAUGAACGAGGGUUCGCGGCGUCGCACCGACAGCUGUGAGAUUCCAGGCUCGGGGACUUCGAGGCAGAGCAGCAUGCAGCAGGACCCGCCUCCUGAGUCGACAAGCCCCACCCCUGAGGACAAAGAAGAAGCCCCACCCCCAGAUCAACAGUCGCCACACGAAGACGAAUCAAAGCCCGCCGACCAAAGUGCCCUCAGCCCCUCCCCUCCUCACAGCCCCAAACCGCCCAACUCUGAUGUCAUGCCCACAGGCUCCGCCCCCACCAGACCGCCGCUGCGGGCCGACGGGCUGCGACAGGCGUCCGUCGUCCCCAAAAUCAAGCCGGUGAAGCCACGAAUGCCGCAGAAGAGCUGCUCCAUGGUAGAGCCCGCCUCCAGGGUCGAGGCCCCACCCACGCCUCCAAGUCCCAGCAGCCUCAGCAACGGCUUCACGCCGGGGGCGGGGUCCGCCAGUAAGACUGCCCACUGCCAGUGAUCAGCUGGCAGACAGGACAGACACACAACCACUCAAAUAUUCAGCCUUCCAUCUUUACAAACAUCUAAAAUCAUUUAAUGGGACCAAAUUAACCUAAAAUAUCUGCAUCAUCUAACAUUUAACAUUUAACCUCCAUUUCUGUAGCUCUGCUGCUACGCUAACAUGCUAACAUGCUACGUACCCACUGAGGGUUUGUUGGAUAUUUUUUCUGUUUUUACUGGUUUCAGAACGGAGGUUUGGGAUGAUUCAGGAUAUGAAGAAAGAAAAGCUUUUGUUCCACAUCAGGACUUAGAAGCGGUUGCUGGUUAGCGGUUGCUGGUUAGCGGUUGCUGGUUAGCGGUUCCUGGUUAGCGGUUGCUGUGGUAAGAAAAACAACCAAACGCUCAAAAGAAAACGGCCUUUUUAGGGCCUAAUAUGACCAUAAAUGUAACUGCCACAAAAAUAUUUCUCUCUUUCCUCAAAUACUUUUUUACGAGUUUUGAAAACUGAAAUUUUUUUAUCUGCAAGAAAAAACAUCUUUUUAUUUUGUCUUUGUAGAUAUGUUAUAUUAUUAUGUCAUAAACAGUAAUUCUUUAAAUAUUUAUAAAACUCUUAAUCACAUGAAAGGUACUUUACUGUCACAAACUACAGACAACAAAGAGAACUAACUCGGGCUGCUUCAGUCCAGCUAGCAUCGCUAAGCUAGCAUGCUAGCAUCGCUAAGCUAGCAUGCUAGAUUAUAUUUGGGUUAACAGAAAUCUGAAGCUCAGCAGUUAGCAUGCCAGCUAGUUUAGAGAUACUUUGAUAUUGUACCCUUCUAGUCUAGUCUCUGGAUUGAACCCUCAUAAAUCAUCACAGAGCAUCUUUAACCUCGUUUAUUAUCAGUGUUAAACUCCUCAAAUCAAACUAAAAUGGAGUCUCUUGCUGUUCGGUGCACUUCUUACCACAGAAACCACAGAAACUCAUAAACCACCAUGUUUGUGUAUCUGGAUACGUUCACGUUUACACCUGCUGUUUUAGGAUUAUUAUGGUCUGUCGACCUUUCACACCUCGUCUGGUUAAAUGAAAAAUAACUGCCCGACCAAACAGUCCGGAUGGAUCUGAACUCUGGUUCGACUCGUUUUAAGUGUAAAAACUGAAAAAUAAAAAGGUUACAGGAUAGAAAGAUUGUCAAGAAAUAGUUCCAGUUCAUAACCCGUCAUUCA